Molecule: messenger RNA, 3976 nt
Organism: Stegostoma tigrinum
Lineage: Eukaryota; Metazoa; Chordata; Chondrichthyes; Orectolobiformes; Stegostomatidae
Product: pyruvate dehydrogenase (acetyl-transferring) kinase isozyme 2, mitochondrial-like
Exons: 11
Coding region: 325-1551 (408 amino acids)
Biological process (GO): regulation of glucose metabolic process; protein phosphorylation
Cellular component (GO): mitochondrion
Molecular function (GO): pyruvate dehydrogenase (acetyl-transferring) kinase activity
Source: RefSeq, a predicted model, not a curated record
GUGAAAGGGGACGAUCCAAGGAGAACAACAAAACCUGGCGCCGGGAAAGACGUUAACGGUUUGGUGCAACUUCGUCACCAUGACGUAGUGAAGGCUGCUGAUUGGUGAAACGGCUGGUUGUUGUGCUCAGCUCCGAGCGCCGUCCAUACGCAAGAGAGAGGUCCUGGUUAAAGGCUGUAGAGUGAACGAUUUCCGGGUGUAGGGGGACUGUGAGGGUAGGGAGAGAGAGGCCCUGGAUAUAAGGGUUAGUGAGAGUGAGAGUACAAGCAGAGAGUGUGGAGUGAGUCCUUACAGCAGGAGACUGCUGCAAUAACAGCAGCAACUAUGAAAUUCGUUCGCUUUCUUAUGAAGAACUCGGCCUUGGCCAACGUACCGAAACAUAUCGAUCAUUUUUCCAAAUUCUCGCCAUCCCCGCUCUCCAUUAAGCAGUUUUUGGAUUUUGGCUCAACAAAUGCCUGUGAGAAGACCUCCUUUAUGUUUCUGAGGCAAGAGCUGCCUGUGAGACUCUCUAAUAUUAUGAAGGAAAUCAAUCUUCUCCCAGACCGGCUACUUGGCACACCUUCUGUUCAGUUAGUCCAAAGCUGGUAUGUUCAAAGUCUCUUGGAUAUUCUUGAGUUUUAUGACCAGAACCCUGACGACCUGAGAGUUUUAUCAAGAUUUACAGAUGCUUUAGUCACAAUCCGAAAUAGACAUAAUGAUGUUGUUCCAACAAUGGCACAAGGUGUUAUUGAGUACAAGGAAUCUUACUUGGAAGAUAGCAUUACUAGUCAAAAUGUACAGUACUUUCUGGAUCGAUUUUACAUGAGCCGUAUUUCCAUCAGAAUGCUCAUCAAUCAGCAUACACUAAUUUUUGAUGGUACAACAAACCCAGCUCAUCCCAAGCACAUAGGCAGUAUUGAUCCAGACUGUGAAGUUGUAAAUGUCAUCAGGGAUGCAUACGAAACAGCUAAACUCCUUUGUGACCAAUAUUACAUGGACUCCCCUGCACUGGAAGUGGACCAAUACAACGUGAAUGGUUCAGGACCUGUCCAUAUUGUUUAUGUACCAUCUCAUCUUUACCAUAUGCUGUUUGAACUUUUCAAAAAUGCUAUGAGAGCUACUGUAGAAAGUCAUGAAUCCAGUCCUUGCCUUCCAUCUAUCAAAGUGAAAGUUGCACUGGGUGGUGAAGAUGUCACAAUUAAGAUGAGUGAUAAAGGAGGUGGUGUUUCCCUGAGUAAGAUAGACCGGCUGUUUAGUUACAUGUAUAGCACAGCUCCCACACCACACUUGGAAAGCUCAAGAGGCACACCACUGGCUGGUUUUGGCUAUGGGCUGCCUAUUUCAAGACUUUAUGCCAAGUACUUUCAGGGAGAUCUUCAGCUGUAUUCCAUGGAGGGUUAUGGAACUGAUGCAGUCAUUUACCUAAAGGCUCUAUCAAAAGACUCAGUAGAGAGGCUACCAGUUUAUAACAAAUCUGCUUGGCGACAUUACCAACAUAGUCAUGAGGCUGAUGAUUGGUGUGUACCUAGCAGUGAUCCAAAGAACAUGGCUGCACACAAGAUUCAGCAAUGAUGCACAAGCUCAUCGGUUCACUGGUACAGAAAAGAGUAAAAAUGACUCUAUUUUUUACAAAGUCAGUCAGUCAUGACAUGGAAUUUUUAGACUUUAGAAUGGCUCUUUCGAGCAUUUGAAAACAGAAGCAAUAAUUAAAACGAGGAAUCUUCUCAAAUGAUUAACCUAGAGUUGAUUCUAAAGAAGCUUUUGUCUCGUUUUAUUUUUGCGGAAUUCUGUAUUCCUUUUGAGAGUCGAGAGAUCUUUAUUGAUUCAUUGUGGCAUUGUUUAGAGUUUAAGCUUCAAGUGUCAAAUUACAGAAAAAGCACAUUGGGUAACAUUAAAGAUUCCAGUUUGAGUUCUAAGCUAAGACUAGGUAAAGUUAUCAGAGGUAAAGUAGUUCAGAGAAUUCCGGGUUGCUUCUCACCAGUAAAAACAACUAUGAAAAUUCAAAUAUUGAGCCAUAUAUUACAAAGGAGAAAUAUCCCAAACUUUAAACUUAAAAUGCAGCCAUAUACUAUGCACGUUAUUGAUCUAAAUAAUGACAUAACAAACCAAUAAGCUAAGAUGCAUUUAAAAUACCUUAGUAUAAUUAAGUGAGUUAAAUUUGCUGUUUUUUUUUAAGCGUAUAUGUCUACUUUCUAUGAAUAGGUGAUUCUAAAAUCAUAUGGCCUGUAUCCAUCACUGACUCUUAGACUACUUUUGAGUUCAGUUAGAAUUAAACCUUGAAAUGUAGAAAAUAGUUCCGAAAUUCGGUUUGUCUUGCUACCUUUUGUUAUUUUUUUCUUAAGGCCUUUUAGCUCUGGUUUUUUCCGCCUUCAGGUCCUUUAAUUUCAAGUGUUGACUUUGCAUCAGUGACAUAUUGACCAAACUCUGUGCAUGCAAUCCUUUUCAUGGGGGAAAAAGGAUUUCCUAAGUUAACCUGGCUUCAAUUAUUAGACUAUAUCUUGUUCUGCAUUUUUCUAGUAGAGGGAACAUUCUUUGUUAAUUGCUUCUAUUCACAUUACUACUUUUAUUUCAAGGGGCUCAGCCCCUUCAACCUUAAUAUCUUCCUGGUCAUUCAAUGCUGGAAUUUUUCCAAAGCCAGAAAUCUUAUUCUGUUCGGUUUUGUCUGAUAUUUUGACCAGUACUAUAUAUGAUUGAACAUUUCUUUUUAACAUUCUAAAUUGUUGUGAUGAAGUUCAGUGUCACAACACUUUACAUAAUGAAUUUGGCCAUUUAAGCUAUUUUUGUUUUGACCAUUAGACCCCUAGUCCCCUUCCUUUCUUUUCCUCUUCUUCCUUUGCCUUGCCAAUAUCCCCUCCCCAGGGCUUUGCUGUUUAUAAUCCGACCUAAUGCUUUCUAAAUUUAUUUUUUUUUAAAUUUCAACUGCCCUUCAGCUUUACAACAGUCUGCUCCCUUAAAUUUACACUACCUCUUUGUAUCAACUGUGGAUGCUGUAUCCCAAUUUCUUUUUUUGUUAGUGUACUGUUGGAAUGCUGUUUCUUUUAUCUGUAUAUACAUUGUGUGUAAAUCUGUAUAUGUGCUGAAUGUAAGAAGUGCCAAAGAUGUUUAUUAACAAAAAGUGAAUUGUUAGUUUUUAAAGUUGUUCAUCUGUUGCAAUAAAUGAAUACCUUUUGAAAAAAGGAGCACAACUGUUGUAGAUCCUAAAAUGAUUGAUUGAUUUAAACCUAAAUGUUGUUUUUGAUUUAAAAUAAUUAGUUUUGAGAAGAUUAAAAUACAUCUCAUUUUAGUGUGAAUUUACGUAAUGCAUGACUGCCACCUUUUGGUUGUGUGCAAUUACUAUCUGCUCUGACUUUAUUCUGCACAAUACUAUGGUCAUCAUUGUAUAUUCAUAUUCAUCAGCAUUGUGUGUAUUUGGAAAUACAUCAUAUCAAUAAUUGUUUCAAGGACAAUUUUUCCUCAAACUUCAACUUUCCAAAUUUGGUUAAAUUCAAACUUGCAGAAAGCAUUUAAAUUAAAAUUAAUAACUAUCUGGUCUGGCCAUUAUUUCUGAAAAGUGCAAGCUUUGAAUAGUCGCAAUUACAAUGGUGCGCAGGGAUUAUGGGGGGGAAAGGCACUAGUUAAUAGAACUAGUGCAAGCUUGAAGGGCUGAAUGUGCUGUAACAAGGGUGAUUUAUUUAAGCAAAACUCAAAGGUUUGAGUACACUAUUUAUUGUAGAUGCAACAGAGUUUCUUUUUUAAAAGAAUUAAAUAAUGGCACCAAUUGAUUCAGAUUGGGAUUUCACUAAUGGAAGCUUCACACACUAUUCAUGGGAUGAACAUGUAUACAAAGAGUGGACUACUGUGUUUUGAUGUUUCUAUACUUUUAAUGUGCAGGAAUGAAAACGUACCCAAUGUUGGCUUCUAUAAAUCCUGAAGUAUUAAUGUAAAAAUGAAAAGUAACUGUUGGCAAUUUUAUAAUGUAUCUAAAUGAGUAAGCAAUAAACUGGAUCACUUGAACAAA